UCUUUUUCCUGCGAAGUCUCAAGCAAUUAGUUUAGUCAGUAAGGAGAGGUCGUACUCAGUGGGUCUGUGUUCUUCAAAUGACAAACUCAAAGCAUCCAUUGCUCCUACUUUGAUCCGUGGGACUCCCUGCGCUCUUUUGGACUGUUUUUAAAACAUGGGAUUUGAGCUGGAUCGUUUUAAAGGGGCUGUGGACCCAGACUUCAAAUGCAACUUGUGUAAUAAAGUUUUGGAAGAUCCGCUCACAACCCCGUGUGGUCACGUCUUUUGCGCUGGCUGUGUGCUGCCGUGGGUCGUUCAGCAAAGCAGCUGCCCAGUCAAGUGCCAAAGGAUCUCCACUAAAGAGUUGAACCACGUCCUUCCCCUGAAAAACCUGAUUCUGAAGUUGGACAUAAAGUGUGACAAUCAUGGGAGAGGCUGUGAGAAAGUGGUGAAGCUGCAGCAUCUUGCGGAACAUGCCGAGAUGUGUGACUACUCUCCGGCUAAAUGCAGAAACAAGGGAUGCAACGAGGUGCUGAACCUGAAGGAUAUGGAUGCCCAUAUGCGCGAAACGUGUGACUACAGAGCAGUUGGGAUAUGCGAAAAUGGAUGUGGUUUGAUGCUCACCCACAGAGAGCAAAAACUCAACAACCAUUGCUGUUUGAAAGCCCUGAAAGCGCAUAAUAGCGCGUUGCAUGGAAAAGUGGUCAGCCUCGACAAGGAGUUUAAAAAGCAGUCUCUGAAGUCGAACAAACGGGAGAAGUCACUUCUCGCUCAACUCUCUGCCGUCCACAACGAGCUACAAAUGACAGCGCUGAAAUACCAAAAGAAAUUUACUGAGUACAGUGCAAGGAUUGACUCGCUCAGCAAGACCCUGGCUCCACCAUGCAAGGGUGGAGAAUCCAAAAGUGUCACAAUGGUGCUUCAUCGGGAGUCUGGAUCGCUUGGGUUCAACAUCGUAGGAGGAAGGCCAUGUGUGGAAAAUGAGACUGCGACAUCAAAUGAAGGCAUCUUUGUGUCCAAGAUAAUCGAGAAUGGACCAGCAGACAAAGACGGAGGACUUCAGAUCCACGACCGCAUUAUGGAGGUCAAUGGUAAGGACCUCUCCAAGGCCACGCAUGAGCAGGCGGUGGAGGCCUUCCGCAACGCCAAAGACCCCAUCAUGGUGCAGGUGCUGCGGCGCGCCCCGCGGCCCAAGCCGGCCGGCCCCGCCGGGGACACGCAGGUGCUGGACAUGGGCACGCAGACGGACAUCACCUUCCAGCACAUCAUGGCCCUCAGCAAGCUGCCCGCCGCCAGCCCACCCGACGCCGUGCUGGAGCAGUACCUGCUGCCCGAGGAACACUCUCCUGCACAUGAGUACUUUGACCCCGCGGACUUCCUGGAAGGCAUGCAGCAGGAGAUGGAGCGCGAAGAGCUGGAAUAUGAGGAAGUGGAUUUAUACCGAUCGAACAUGCAGGAAAAGCUGGGGCUGACCGUGUGCUACAGAACCGACGACGAAGACGAGACCGGGAUCUACGUCAGCGAAAUUGAUCCAAACAGCAUUGCAGCGAGGGAUGGACGAAUCAGAGAAGGUGAUCGGAUCAUUCAGAUCAAUGGCAUAGAGAUCCAGAACCGGGAGGACGCGGUAGCCCUGCUCACCAGCGAGGAGAACCAGAAUGUCUGUCUGCUCGUGGCUCGACCCGAGAUCCAGCUGGAUGAGGGCUGGAUGGAUGACGACAGGAACGACUUCCUGGACGACCUGCACCUCGACAUGCUGGAGCAGCAGCACCACCAGGCCAUGCAGUUCACUGCCAGCAUGCUCCAGCAGAAAAAGCAUGAGGAGGACGGCGGCACGACCGACACGGCCACGCUGCUCUCACAGCGGCACGAGAAGGACAGCGGUGUGGGCCGCACGGACGAGAGCACACGCAACGACGAGAGCUCGGAGCAGGAGAACCUGGGCGACGAGCAGGCCACCGGCACCUUCCUGGGCACCACGCUGGGCAGCCGGCGGCGGCUGGCCUACAGCCAGGACACGCUGGGCAGCGGCGACCUGCCCUUCAGCAGCGAGUCGCUCAUCAGCGAGUCCGACUUCCUGGGCAUCCCUGCGGACGAAUGUGAGCGCUUCCGUGAACUCCUGGAGCUCAAGUGCCAGGUGCGCAGCGCGGCCGGCAGUGGCGCCCUCUACUGCCCUGGAAUGGCAGCGGCGGCGGCGGCGGCAGCAGGUGGAGGAGGUUUAGGAGGAGGUGGAGAGGAGGGAGUGGACAAGGAGCUGGAGCUGCUGAACGAGGAGCUGCGCACCAUCGAGCUGGAGUGCCUGAGCAUCGUGCGGGCGCACAAGAUGCAGCAGCUGCGGGAGCAGUACCGCGAGUCCUGGAUGCUGCACAACAGCGGCUUCCGCAACUACAACACCAGUGUGGACGCGCCGCACCGCCACGAGCUGGCCGACAUCACCGAGCUGCCCGAGAAGUCAGACAAAGACAGCUCGAGCGCCUACAACACGGGCGAGAGCUGCCGCAGCACGCCGCUCACGCUCGAGCUCUCCCCGGACAACUCGCUCCGCCGUGCCAACGAGAGCCUGCCCGAGGGCGUCACGGCGAACCCCAGCGGGAGGGUCCUCAAGCCCCUGCUGUCACCCGUCCAGGAGGUCUGUGGAGGUCCCAGCCGAGGGCGAGCCACGUCCUCCUCGUCCUCGUCGUCCUCCAAGGAGCCGGAGAACGGGACUCAAGCCGAGGGUCAGCAGCAGCAGCAGCAGCAGCGAAAGGGGGACGCCCCCGCCGGGGGCAAGGGGGGCCGCUCGCCCUACAAGCACGCCCACAUCCCAGCCCACGCACAGCACUACCAGAGCUACAUGCAGCUCAUCCAGCAGAAGUCGGCCGUGGAGUACGCCCAGAGCCAAAUGAGCCUCGUCAGCAUGUGCCCGCUCGCCCCGUCUUCAGGCAGGGCCGCGACCGGCGACGGCCCCAACGGCAGCUCGGAGCUGGGUCCCAAGAUGGAGUGGAAGGUGAAGAUCCGCAGCGACGGCACGCGCUACAUCACCAAGCGCCCGGUGCGCGACCGCCUGCUGAAGGAGCGCGCGCUGCGCAUCCGCGAGGAGCGCAGCGGCAUGACCACGGACGACGACGCCGCCAGCGAGCUCAAGAUGGGCCGCUACUGGAGCAAGGAGGAGCGCAAGCAGCACGCCGUGCGGUCCCGCGAGCAGCGGCAGCGCCGCGAGUUCAUGAAGCAGAGCCGCAUGGACAGCCUCAAGGAGCAGGGCGGCGAAACCGGCGCCGGCGGGACGGGCGCCGACGAGCCGCGCAAAGAGCUCAACAUCAUCGAACUGAGCCACAAGAAGAUGACGAAGAAGCGCAACAAGAAAAUCUUCGACAACUGGAUGACCAUCCAGGAGCUGCUGACACACGGCACGCGUGAGCCCGACGGCUCGCGCGUCUACAACUCCCUGCUCUCGGUCACUACCGUCUAGACCAGGAGCAGGUAGGGCCCUCACCGGCCCAAUGAGCUGUACAUAAGACACUACCGAUUGGGGUAGAGAUUCCUGCCUCGUUCAAUGUGGCAACAUUUGUAAAUAUGACACUAAAAAGAGAGAGAGAGAAGGAGAGAACGUGAGAGAGAAAUGGAGAGAAAGAGAGAGAUGGCAAAGUCAUGUCUGAUAGGAACUGUACUGAGAGUGUGUAUCUGUGUGUGAGUGUGUGUGUCUGAGAGUGUGUCUGAGUGUGUGUGUGUGUGUCUGAGUGUGUGUGUCUGAGAGUGUGUGUCUGAGAGUGUGUGUCUGAGUGUGUGUGUCUGAGUGCGUGUGUCUGAGAGUGUGUGUCAAUAGGUGCCCCAGAGGUGGACUUGGGAUGGGGGAAUUUAUUAAAAGUAAAAAAAAAAAAAAAACACUUUUCUCAAACGCUCUCUAUAACUUUCUUCCUUUUUGUGCUUGCUGUUUUACACAAUGAAAAUGCAUUUUCAUAAAUUGAACUUUGUGAUGAUAUUUGGGUUUUAAAGGCUUUGGAACUCUUAAAAGACUGUGUGCCGUAAGAAAAGAACUGCCAACAUUUAGCAUUUGUUGUCUGUUUUUUUUUUUUUUUUU
Molecule: messenger RNA, 4033 nt
Organism: Clupea harengus (Atlantic herring)
Lineage: Eukaryota; Metazoa; Chordata; Actinopteri; Clupeiformes; Clupeidae
Gene: pdzrn3b
Product: PDZ domain containing RING finger 3b
Biological process (GO): protein ubiquitination; neuromuscular junction development
Molecular function (GO): protein binding; ubiquitin protein ligase activity
Source: RefSeq, a predicted model, not a curated record